CUCUUUUUCACACCAACGGCAAAAAUUCGUAUAAAUUGGCCCCCUCUCUAGAGCCUUCUUUGAGCCCCUCGUCCUCCGUCGGAGCCUGAUCUUCCGCCGCCGCCGCCGCCGGCCCCUUCUUCUUUUUCUGCCCGAUUUUCACUUCCGGGUCAUCCUGUCUUUCGCUUUUCUUUUUCUCCAGGAGACAAUGCUAGAGCCUGGAGUAUUCUUGCGUGAUCCUCUCGCGGUUUCGCCUUCGAACUCGGCCGCCCGGUUCCCUCGUACGGACAUGGGUUCGAGUUGAAUUCGUCGACGUAACAACAAAGUCGUGAGCUUGUGGUCAUUCGGGCCUCGGUGGAUUCGCAAAGGACGGCCCUUCUUCUCUUCUUCUCUCUCUUUCUUGUUCUUGAAUUUUUCUUGGGUUUGGGUUGAGGAGAAGAGGAAGCGAGGGCCGGGGUAGAUCGAAGUUUUGAGAGAAUCGAUGGCGAGCGGAGGAGAAGAGAAGAAGGAGACGAAGGACUUGUACGCGGUUCUGGGGCUGAACAAGGAAUGCACGGCUUCGGAGCUGAAGGACGCUUAUAAGAGACUCGCGCUGAGGUGGCACCCAGAUCGAUGUUCAGCUUCGGGAAGCUCCAGGUCCGUGGAAGAGUCCAAGAAGAAGUUCCAGGCUAUUCAGCAAGCCUAUUCGGUGUUAUCUGACGCGGACCAGAGGCUCUUGUACGACGUGGGAGUCUACAACGACGACGAUGACGACGAAAACCUCGGGAUGGGCGAGUUCUUGAGCGAGAUGGCCGUCAUGAUGAGCCAAACCCAGUCCGGCGAAAAUGGGGAGGAGACGUUGGAAGAACUUCAGGACCUGUUCCACGAAAUGUUUCAGGCCGACAUCGAGGCGUUCGCUUCCGACUCCCACGCUAUGGCCCCCAACGGGUGCUCGACUUCGUCCUCGUCUUCGUACAUCUCUUGCCGUGCGAGGUCCGGCUCGAGUAACAAGCGGAGCGCAUCGGAGAUCACCAAAAUCAAGGCGGAGGGCUCGGCCGGCUUCGAUGCCCACUUCGAGAACUUUUGUUUUGGGACAGAUGGAGCAGCAGGAAGAUCUCAGGAUAGGAAAGGGGGUCGCAGGAGGAAUUGCCGCAGCAACCAGCGGCAGUAGGGGAAGGCAGGGCAAGAAAAGGAAGGUCUCAUCCAGCGACAUCUCGUCGAAGGACUUCUACGCUGUCUCUGCCGAAUGACAGUGGUGCCGGUUUGAGUUAGCCAAUCGUUUGUCCAGAAAUUCCAGGCCAGCUUUCAGCACGUCGAACGUGAAGUUCGGAGUGUCCAGGCGGCUGCGAUUGAAUUUUCGAUCCGUGGUGGGGCUGGAAAGGAGUUAAUUUUUGUGUACGAUCCAUUUGAGACCCGCGUCGAGAGGGAGGAACGUCUUUAGAAUGGCGUUAAGUCAUUCUCGACGUGCUCUGUAAUCCUUGUGAUUGUGACUGUUCUCCUGAUCAGUGGUAUUGGAUUAGUAGCUUUCUUGCCA
This is a messenger RNA of Eucalyptus grandis, 1492 nucleotides long. RefSeq names its product chaperone protein DnaJ. Bases 461 to 1129 code for a protein of 222 amino acids. NCBI's taxonomy places the organism in Eukaryota, Viridiplantae, Streptophyta, Magnoliopsida, Myrtales, Myrtaceae. The record is from RefSeq and is a predicted model, not a curated record. The transcript has 6 exons.